This is a messenger RNA of Malaya genurostris, 1493 nucleotides long. RefSeq lists its product as uncharacterized. The coding region runs from base 145 to 1461 and encodes 438 amino acids. The transcript is spliced from 6 exons. The record is from RefSeq and is a predicted model, not a curated record. Lineage: Eukaryota; Metazoa; Arthropoda; Insecta; Diptera; Culicidae.
CUCGGUUGGAAAAGUUGUUUUCCGUUAGUCAUGGAAACAGGUUGAAAAGGGACGAUGGUGGAAGUCUAGCUUUGCCGGUUGUUUACCGAGGAUUGUGGAGUACGAGUGUUCGACCUAAUUACAUUGACCGUAGAUGAUCUUCGUAUGCAUUUGAAGGAUACCGAUGCUGACUGGAAUAUCGAUGUUGUAUUUGACGUAGUUCGCUCUUGGAGGAAACGAAAUCAAGCAAAAAUUACUUCUUUCUUACAAUCUGUGUCUGAAAACGUGAACCCAGAAACUUCUGCAGAGAACGGGAGAAAAUCUGGAAACGAACAUAAUGUCAUUGAAAGAAAGCUUCUUGAAAGCCAAAUUUAUCACGAAAGAGAACCAAAAAAAGAAUUAUCGCACGAGACUACCGAUACUUUAAAUAAUAAACUCAACAACAAUAAUACAUCAGGAGCCCCGUUCUUAACAGAUACCAAAAACUACGUUAUAAAUAUAGCCAACGAUUUUUCGAGCGAGGAACUCGCACAGCAGGAUAUUACGGUAUCUGACGUCUCAGAAACUUGUUUCGAAGUUCAUAAAAAUUUGCAGCAUGAAACUGCUUUUACGCCCCGAUUUUUGUAUUCAUUACUGCAACAAACCGAGGAAGGCAAAGAUAUUAUAGAACGCGCGAAAAUUGGAGAAUUGUCUGAAACGAAACAACUGGAAUUGGCCGGUAUAAUAGCCAAAUAUCAUUUAAUAUCAAAGAAAAAAGUUCAAACCGAGCAAUUAGAGACGUAUACAUUGGCAAUUUGUACUCUGUUCCAAUCGGAACGACAGGAAAAUUACUACAUUUCAAGAGGAGGAGACCGAAGGAAUCCCGGUGGAAAAAUUGCAAACAAAAUUGGAAACCUAAAGCAAAAGAAACGAAGAAUUGAUGUUAGAGAAGCAGAGUACGCGAAAACACGAAAGCUAACAGCAUCACGUGAACUGCCGCUUGAUUCAACUACAAACGAGGCUGUUAAUUGGUUGGAAUUGAACGGUGAACCGUGGAACACAGUGCUCGAGAAAUGGUCAGUUAGUGCAGCUCACCGAAGACAGUAUUUGAAAAACCGAAAGUUCACAUUAAAGCUAUUGAAUCUGUACCCCCAUUACAAAAAGUCGUAUGGGUAUCAAUUGGUAGAUAUCGAUUUUCGGUUUCUGUAUGAAGAUGCUCGCAACGGAAUAGCUGUUCUGGAAAGCACGAUAACUGGAAUCAUAUCAUACGCGUCAAAGAAAGCGCAGGAUCCAUCUGCUUUGAAACUUCUGAAAUAUUUGAACAACAACACUAAUAGCUUAGAUGCACGAAUGAUUGCGUUGCUCCUAGUGCUGAACACUGUGUUGCCACCUAUUCAUGCAAGCUCACGCUUCAAGCCAACAAUUUACGUUGCACAAGAAGACACAAUUGUCUUUGUCAACAAGGAGGAUGAAAUAAAAUCAAAAAUCGAUUCUACAGGGUGAUUUUUUAAGAGCUUGAGAACUUUUUUAAACAA